AUAAUACUAUAUAUACCUAUAUAAUACUGAAAAGAAAUUGAGAAAUUGAGAAACAUAAUUACGAGACGUACAAUACAAUGACGAAGAAUCUACCACCUGGUUACGUGUUCGCACCCAGCGAAGAAGAACUGAUUGUUCAUUAUCUUGAAAAGAAGGUUAAUGGACACUCAUUACCAAUGCACAUCAAUGAAGAUAAUGUCUACUUGUAUAAUCCAUGGCAACUCAUACAAAAAUAUCCAUUGCAGAGGUUCGAUGAAGGUUGCUUAUACUUAUUUAGUCCGCUACAUAAAUUAUCAGAAGGUGGAAACAAACGACCUUCUCGAUCAGCUGGAGACGGACACUACAGAAGUUCGAGAUGUUAUCCAAUAAUCUCCUCUGAAGGCAACACAAUUGGCUACGAAACACAUCUAAAGUUUUAUAUGGGAAAACCAUCUAAUAAGGAUGAUGACGACAACAAAACUAAUUGGCUUCUAACAGAGUAUAGAUUAAUGAACAAACAACCAAAUAACAACAACAACAACAACAACAAGACUACUCUUGAUGAAUGUGUUUUGUGCAAACUGUACUAUAAUGGAGAUGGAGAAGAAAAUGAAGAUGAAGAUGAAGAUGAUGAGAGUAGAAAACGAAAGAGAUUUACUACAUCUACAACAACAGAAGAUCAAAAAGAAGAAGACAACAAGAAUAAUGAUCCUCUGUCACAACAACAACAACAACAACUAGUACCAGCAGCAGCUCCAAAUAUUAAUGAUGAUAAUCAAAUAGAUCAACAUGAAUCCAAUCCUCCUCCUAAUCCUAAUCUAUCAGUAGAAGAAUGGGAAUCAUAUUUCAACAUUACUCUCGAUCAACAUUUAGAAGAAGAAGAUGAAGAUGAAGAUGAUGAUGAUACACUUUUCUUUAAUCAGCUGAACCAAGCAGACUAUCCACCGCAACACUACUUCGAUGAUCCACCGUAUAAUCUUGCUCCACAACAGCAACAGAAUCAUAAUGAUAUUGACAAUCAUAUCCAAAAUCUUCUUCAACUUCUGAAUGACAACGAAUGAGAACUACAACUCCAACAACAUCAUCAUAUUCUAAGUGUUUCAAUUAAUUUCUAUUACAACCUUCACAACAACAACCAACAACAACUUCAAUCAAUACAACAUGAACUAAUAACAUAAUUAAUUAUUAUAAUUUUCUCAUAAACACAUUGUAAUUUUCUUCAACUAUAAUUAACACAUUAAUCAUGUAAUCUUCA
Molecule: messenger RNA, 1234 nt
Organism: Cannabis sativa
Lineage: Eukaryota; Viridiplantae; Streptophyta; Magnoliopsida; Rosales; Cannabaceae
Product: NAC domain-containing protein 41
Exons: 2
Coding region: 78-1040 (320 amino acids)
Biological process (GO): regulation of DNA-templated transcription
Molecular function (GO): DNA binding
Source: RefSeq, a predicted model, not a curated record